This is a messenger RNA of Tripterygium wilfordii, 1925 nucleotides long. Its product is annotated as F-box/kelch-repeat protein SKIP4. The record is from RefSeq and is a predicted model, not a curated record. NCBI's taxonomy places the organism in Eukaryota, Viridiplantae, Streptophyta, Magnoliopsida, Celastrales, Celastraceae. Gene Ontology annotation, molecular function: protein binding.
UGUUUUCUAGUUCUUACUGAUUGAAAUGAUCAUUACAGGUAGUGAUUUCUCUUCUUCUUUCGUGGUAUUUGUUCUGAAUAUACUUUUAGCUUCAUCUUUUUGCUCAAGAAAAAAAAUGUAGCUUUGGGUUUUUAAUUAUUUGAGGGGACUCGGAUUCUUCUGUCAGGGUACCUUUUCUUUUGCAGCUGGGAAGCUACAAUUUGACAUUAACUUAAUUGGGUUUAUGUGUUUGAUUUCGUUUGAUUGGUUUGUUGGAUCUUAACAGAAAUUUGGAGAGGUUAUAUCUUUUUCCAUGACUGAUUGAGUUGUUUAUUGUUUCUCCUCCAUGUUUAUUUGCAAACCUAAUUUAAGUGAAAAAUAAUAGUUGGUAGGAUCAGGAUUAGGGCAGAUAAUUUUGCGUGGGGAUUUUGUAUGGACCACUUAAUGGUUAUGUGAUAGAAAAUGAAGUGAUCUAUAUCUCAUUGAUCGAAAGAAGGUAAUUGUGAAUUUCACUGAGAUGCUCAAAUUUGGGGCAAAUGUAAAUAUCAUCUAGAUAAGUUUACUCUGGAAGGGUUAGCUUUGAUUCGAUGCUCCAAAUCCUGAAUAGGUACCAUCAAAAAAUUUAGAAAUGUGAUAUUCAAAUCUACAACACUCCUUAUGGGAAGACACUUUUGUUGUUGCUUUUCAAGAUAAGGAUUAAAAUUUCAUUUUUGAGUAUCUUACCAUUUUGUUUUCACCUUUUCUCUUAACCUUAAACGCACUAAUUUGUUGGUGGCAUUGUCGUUGGGUGCGAGGAGAGGUUGUCAAAAGGUAUCACUCAAAAUGGAAAUAAAUCGAGCUUCUCUAAUAUCAGGUUAUUCGGAUGACAUUGCUCUUUCAUGCUUGGCAAGAGUACCGCGUAGGUACCAUACAAUCCUGAAGUGUGUUUCCAAGCGAUGGACAGACUUGGUGUGCAAUGACGAGUGGCAUGCUUAUCGUAGAAAGCAUAAUUUGGAUGAGACUUGGAUUUAUGCGUUGUGUCUAAAGAGUUUUCGACGAGUUUGUUGCUAUGUAUUGGAUCCCAGUUCAUUAAGAAGGUGUUGGCGGCUCAUUGAUGGGCUUCCACCUCUUUGUAUAAAGAGAAAAGAUGGAUUUCAAACAAUUGGAAAAAAGAUUUACUUGUUGGGUGGCUGUAGUUGGUUGGAAGAUGCUACUGAUGAAGUCUACUGCUAUGAUGCAACCACAAAUACUUGGUCUGAAGUUGCUUCCUUGUCAACUCCAAGGUGCUUCUUUGCUUGCCAAGUUUUGUGUGAAAAACUGUAUGCAGUCGGUGGAAUAGGCACAAAAUCAAGCGAUCCAUAUUCAUGGGACACUUAUAACCCUUGCACAAACAAAUGGACAUCUCAUUUAGAUCCUAAAAUUGUUUCUGAAAUUGGAGAUUCUAUAGUUAUGGACGAGAAGAUAUACAUUUGCGGCAUCUCUUCUUCCAUAAACUCUCCUGUCUAUGCAGUUGUGUAUGAAUCAUCAAGUGGCAUAUGGAAGCGUGUAGAUUCUGAGAUGACUUCUGGUUGGCAGGGUCCAACAGUUGUUAUAGACGGGACCCUAUAUGUGUUGGAUCAAAGUUUAGGGACCAGGUUGAUGAUGUGGCAGAAAGAGUCGAGGGAAGGGUUGUUGGUGGGGAGGCUGUCCUCACUACUUACAAGACCACUCUGCCAACUUGUAGCUAUAGGAAAGACAAUUUUUGUUGUGGGAAAGGGGCUCAACACAGUGGUGUUUGAUGUUGGUGCUGCUAGGAGCAUGAAUGGAGAUGGAGUUAUGUUGAGCUCCUCCAUACCUAAAUUGUCUUCUGAUGAUGAUCUUGAUGUAAUUAGCUGCAAAUGUCUAGCUUUGGGUCCGUUUGGCAGACAACUUUGACAGUGACAUAUAUUGUAGACAAUAUAUGCUGGUAAGAAAUGAUAGCAGAUAUG